Epinephelus moara (kelp grouper) is the source of this 11525-nucleotide messenger RNA. Its product is annotated as zf-DHHC domain-containing protein. The transcript has 9 exons. The record is from RefSeq and is a predicted model, not a curated record. The coding region runs from base 24 to 953 and encodes 309 amino acids. Gene Ontology annotation, molecular function: palmitoyltransferase activity. Lineage: Eukaryota; Metazoa; Chordata; Actinopteri; Perciformes; Serranidae.
AGGGGGGCGGAGCCCGGCAGAAGAUGGCGUCUCUGCGCUGUAGGCGAGACCCCUGCGGCGUUAUCUGUCUGAUUUUAACUUAUUUCAGCGUGUUUUACGCGGACUACGUGGUCAUACAGUAUGUCCUCAUCCCCGCCUACUCGGACAGUGUUUGGUGUACUCUGCAUGGAUCAGUGUUCAACCUGAUUCUGCUGCUGCUGCUGGCCUGCCACUCCAAAGCUGUCUUCUCAGACCCCGGUAUGGUGCCUCUCCCUGAGACAGCCAUAGACUUCUCAGACCUUCGCUCCCAGUCGUCUCGGAUGAAUGAGAGGGGCUGCGAAGGCUGGACGGUGUGCAGUCGCUGCGAAACCUACAGACCUCCCAGAGCGCAUCACUGCCGUGUCUGUCAGAGGUGUAUACGCCGCAUGGACCAUCACUGUCCCUGGAUCAACAACUGUGUCGGAGAGCUGAACCAGAAGUAUUUUAUCCAGUUUCUCUUUUACACCGGCAUGGCCAGUUUGUACUCCAUGGUGUUGGUGGUGUCGGCCUGGGUGUGGCGGAUAAGGAACGAGCGAGAAGGUGAUGCAGAGAAGGAAGGGGAGGAGACGCCCAGCAAGCACCUGAUAGUCGCUCACUACAUCAUCCUCCUGGUGGAGUCGGUGUUGUUUGGCGUGUUUGUCAUGGUCAUCUUCUACGAUCAGUUGGUCUCCAUAAUCACAGACGAGACUCCCAUCGAGCAGAUGAGGAACAGGCUGAUGAUCAAGGACCGUGGCUCUUCAUCUUCAUCCUCUUCCUCCUCCUCCGCCUCCUCUCAGCUGCCUCACCACCCCACACACACCCGCAAGCCAAAGCUGGCUCUGCUGCGGGAGGUUUUCGGAAGAGGUUCGGUCUUCUGCUGGUUCCUUCCUCUUCACUCCAGCCCUCCGUCAGUCGGCGGCAUCACGUACUCCGCCCUGCCCGACUACGACGUCUGACCGCUGAGCUGUGAGGGCGACAGAGGGCAAGGAAAGGUUUUGCGUGUGUGUGAGAGUGAGUGUGAAUUUUCUGCCUAACUACGAUGUCUUAUCUUUAUCUUUGGACCUGAGUGCUGAAGAGGAAGGAGGAUGAAGGGGGGAAAAAGACUGCGUGUGUGUGUGUGUGUAUUAGAUGAAUGAAUGAAUGUGUGAAGUGUGUGUGACUUAAUCCCCCAGGACCUAAACGUGUUCAGCCUCAGACUCAUGAAUUUCCUUCCUGUCGUGACAGUGGAGCUCCGACAGUCCCCGUUUUGUCCCGAUCUGCCAGUGUUGUUGGCAUUGUUUUGUGGAAGAGUUGGCCCUCUGUGAACACUGGGGUUUGACUGAUGUGGGUUUAUACGCAUUUUUUUUUCAACCCAAAGCUGCUGGUAUUGGAUGUAUUACCCUCAAUGAAAUUUAACGAUUUUCACGGCCAGUAAUUUCAGACAUUCAGGGCCCCCAGGAUGCACUUCCUGUUUGAACCAAAAGCCUCUGAAAUAACAUUCAGGCCAUCACGAGACACCAAAACAGUCCAGUGGAAACUCUAAGAUGCUUAUAAUGAAACACAUUAUGCAAAAAUAUUUCUGCAUAAACACGAGAAUCAGACCUAAAGAGGGUUUCUACGACUUUAAUCAGCAUCGACCUACAUGUCAGUCUAACCCUAGUGCCAUCUUUUGAUUACGGUGUUUUUAAGGGAGCUGUAUUUAUUAUUUCUCUGACGCAAACAAGCAUCAACUUCUCGAACAAAAAACCUCUAAAGGAGGUCAGGUAGGUUUUACCUUUUAUGUUUUAAAAGUUUUAUGUUUUCUUUUAUAUAGAAUCAAAUUCAUUUUCCCGCAGCUUUAAAUCGAUACUGGAUUGUGCACUGAUGUGGAAUUUUAAAACUGGUACCAAUAUCUGAUGUUUUCCCAACUGCAUUAUACUUUUACGCAGGUUCAAAACAGGUUGGAUUUUAACUUUAAAUAUAUGGCCAAAAGUAUGUGGACACCUUUUGACAGCAGUUUCAUCCCAAAACUACUUUUCAGGCUUACCCCCAGUUUUGGGAACGUGCUGCAGGGAUUUGCUCUCAUUCACUGAGGUCCAACAGUAGGGGUGGGAAUCUCUAGGCACCUCACGAUUCGAUUCAAUUCCGAUUCUGAGGGCAAUGAUUCUCGAUUCUAAAACGAUUCUCGAUUCUAAAACAAGCCAAUAAGAAAAGUUACCCUAGAUAUUGAAAAACAUUAUUGUAAUAAAGCUGGGAAUACAUAUCCAGUGCAUACAAACUAUGUUACUUACUGUGGUUGAGAUGAUACACUCCACCAGUCUACUCUGGUCCAUCCUCCUCAUCCACACAUCUCAACGGGACUCUCCUGUCCCUCGUCGACCUCCUCGACAUUUCUCCUCCAGUAUUUACAAAACUAUAACUGACUAUAACUAUCUGUGGACUGUAAAAACACGAACUAUUGCAAAAAAGACAAACGAUGGCAAAGCUACGAACUAUGGUGAAAACACGACAAAAAACACUCAAAAACACGGCAUAAAAAAACUCAAAAGCUCUCAAAAAACCACAAAUACUAUUAUUUACAACACUAAAUAUUAUUUACAAAGAAAACGCCACCCAAACUCGACUAAAUCACUGCUAAAUCACUCCAACUUGCACUCUCCUCGUCAGCUGUCACUCUCCUCCAAUUCCCUCCCCUCCUCCACAGGUAAUGACAUCACUACCAUAAUCGUAUAUCCGCUUCUCAGCUUUCAGAAUCCGUUGGAAUUACGUCGAUAGCGUGGAUGGUCGAGAAGUUACAGUAAUUUGAAAAAUAAAUAUAAAAAUAAAAUUAAAAUCAAUUACGAGUUUUCCGCAUUGAUGCUCGCAUCGUUCAAGACAGAAUCUCGAUGCAUCUAAAAAUCAAUUUUUUUUCCCCCCACCCCUAUCCAACAGUGAGUUGGGCGAUAAGAUCCGGCUCAUCCAAGUUCAUCCCAAAUGGAUGGGGUUAAAGUCAGCGCUCUUCACAGCACCCAGUCAAGUUCUUCCUCACUAAACUGGGAAAACUCUUUAUUUAUGCUGACAUUGUUUGUGGCGACAUUCGUUUGGUCUUCCCCAAACUGUUGCUCCAAAGUUGGAGGCACACUGUUGUGUCGUCCCUUCAUUGUAACUUUCAACGAAUUUCCGCUGCAGGGUUCCGCUUGACUCGACUCACUUUUGGCACAAGGUACUUUUCUCAUUUGUUUUCAUCUGUUAGCAGUACUCCUCAGCGUAGGUGGGACACGACUCAGUCACCAGAAAAAAUGUUGGCAUUGUACGUUUUUGCGAACCAUGGAUACGUUGCAUUUGUAUGUUGCUAUGUAGCUCAUAUGUUAACCACAUGGUUAUGGUUAGGAAAAAGAUCAUGUUUAGUUUGAGAUACCUCGUUUCACUAGGACACUAUCCUGGUUUGAAAAGCAGCGACGUCUCAGUAAAAACCAAAGCUAUGAAACACCCACGUUUUGUGCCUAAAAACCUGCUGGAAACACAGCAAUGACUCCCUAAAUCAUGACCGCAUUUGUUGUGGUCGAACAGCGGUGUGCAGCUUGACAAGCAUCUCGCCUUGGUGACAUACCAUCCGCCCUCCACCUUCAGAUGACUAAGUCAGCUCAUACGCUAUGACAUUUUACAAUCAUUGGCAAGAUACAUAUGAAACAUACAAAUGUAACACUGCCAACAUUUUCUUCAGGUGAAUCUUAGCCAAUCGUCAUAGGGAUUGUGCGUGAAACUGCGGUGUUUAAACUUCACCUUCCAUCACAUCAGCUCACUUGGAACUUUGACCGAGGUGGUACCAAAAAUAUACCAGGUACUGUCUAUUUGCAGAUGGAACCCAAAAAAAGGAUCGUUCCAAGUGGGUCGAGUCGUGUUGCACCAUGCAGUUGAAAUAAGUAGGGCUGCCCCCGAAUAGUCGACCAAACGUUAGUCAAUCAGAACGGUCGUUUGUCGGCAAGAUUUCAUUUGUCGCUUUUCGCAGAAAAAACAAAAAUAAACAAACGUGAAACUCUAUUAGGAGUCAGAAUAAAUCAAAACCUAUAUGACCAUGUGGGACUUUAAUUUGAAAGGACAGACACAGGAAGUGUCCACGCUCAGCAGUCAGACAGGAGUCAGGUUAAUUUCCAGGGCUGGUACCUGCGGUUAUUCCACAGGCUAGUUAAUAACAUGCCGGGCAGGAAAUCUAAAGUGUGGGAUCAUUUUGAGAAGGUGAAGGACGAACCCAAGGUGAUAUGUAAACUCAUCUUCAUUGGUCGACUACAAACAUGACGUAUCAUCUGAAACAUGGAAGUAGCUACAUGCCCAUUAGCCCACAGCGUCAUUAACAGGCGGCUCGCUCAGUGUGUGACGUGCACUUGUAGAUAAAAUAUAGGCCUAUAUUAAUGAAGGUUCAUUAGUACGGUUUUGUAUUUCUCUGUAAUGUAGCACAGUGUUAACAAUGUUACUGAUACUAUUCUUUCUCACACCUCCAACUCAAACCACCAAAAUAUAUCAUUUAAUCAUUACAUUAAUAUCUUAAACAUGCAGGCAACUAGUCGACUAAUGGCCCUAAAUGACGACUAUUGGGCGACUAGGCCAAUUCUUAGUCGGGGGCAGAUCUAUAAAUAGGGCAUAAAAGGCCCUAAACCAAACGUCCACAUACCUUUGGCCACAUAUUAGUAUAGUAAUGGGUUCUCCCCUUUCUACAAACAACAAAAGACACCACAGAUCAGUGUAUUUUCUAUUAUUUAUUGAGCUGAAAAUAUCAAGUAUACCAUAAACAACUCACGUUUUUGAACACUUAUAUUAUCCACUAAUAUUUUAUUUCUAUCUACCUGUCCUCCAUCACACCCGUGAGUUAAUACCAUCAAGCAGGUAUAACAGAAACCACUAAGAUGUGUGUAUGUGAUGCCUCGGGGGUUCGUAAGCAAACAGGAAACUGAGAAUGUUCACAAAGAGAUUCCAUUUUUAUGUUGGUUUUUUCCUCAUUCCUGUGUUUGUUUUUUUUGAAGUACAAAAAAGUUUGACGUGCUAACUCACUAAACUGUGUUACGGUUACAGAUUUACACUACUACUACUACCACAACACACACACAUACACGCACACAGGGUGUGAUUUGAGAUUUUAAAAGGGGGAAUGCUGGGAAGAAAAAGACACAAGCAUUGUUUACUGUCAUGCUACCCUUUUAAGUCAUUAUAUUUGUAAUGUCAGAGAUGAAAGUAAUAUUUUGUGUCAUUCGUUCCCCAUCAAAUCACCCCGACACACACACACACACACACACACUCAGAGUACACUCAGUAUUCUGCUAAAUCUCAGUGAAGGGACGUUCUUAACUUAUUUAUUGUUUCUAACUAUUCCGUGGAGUUAACUCUACCAAUAACUGUGUAUUUUUAUGUGACGGGUGAAGUUGCCUUUCCGUGUUGAUUUGCUGCUGUUGUACGAACAACGAUGAAGUGUGAAGGGGUGAGACUAAAUAGACUGAAGGUAACCCACAGCUACUUCUACCCACACUUCUUCAUCUCGUUUGUCGCUCUUUAAGCAGAGAGACGACACAUCUUCAGCUUCUCGGAUGUGGAGAUUUUAUGUUUUUCUUCCUCAUAUAUGAAACUAAACUAUUGACUGUGUAAAAGAAGCAGACAUAGUGGCGUCCAGGUCCGAGAAGCGAAGCCGGUGCAGAAGUGCCUUAAACCUGCAUUCUUUCUAAUGACCAGCAGGGGGCGACUCCACUGCUGCAAAAAGAAGCCAUAUCAUGUAGAAGUCUACAAGAACAUGACCCUGUUUCUCACUUGAUUUAAAACCCUGAUUGUGUAAUAAUUGUGAUGCACUGAUUGGCAAAUCCUUUUCAACCUAUAUGCAACUGAAUACAGUCCAAAGACAAGAUGAUUGGGUAUGAAAGGGACAACCUCAGAAGGCGUACAAGCAAGGGUGACGUGAUGUUCACCACUUCCUGAUAAAAUGUGCGGGCAAGUAGUCCCAAAGUUUAAGAGUAUUUCUCAAUGCACAGUUGCAAGAAUUGAUGGAUUUCACCAUCUUCUAAUAUCUUCAAACGAUCCACAGAAUCCGCAGAUAUCUGCACGUAAGGGGCAAUAUUGAAUGCCUGUGACCUUUAACCCCUCAGGCUGCACUCUCUGAAAACCAACAUGAUUGCAUAAAGCAGUGUUUCCCAACUGGUGGGUCAUGAUCCAAAAGUGGGUCGCGGAUCCAUUCUGAAUGGAACGCAAGUGACUCACAAACGUGUCAAGCUUGUGAAAAACACGCUUAUUUUUAAGUACAGUGAAUUUCCAGCACAGAGGUUUUCUUUUGAAGUGCAAUUUCCUGCUGUAGAGCAAGUGACUAAUGGACAGCUACUUGACAGAGACAGCAAACUAGCUCAAAGACAUGGCCAAAUGCAAGUAUGAUGCUACUUUUAAGAAUGUAUUUAACUAUGUGGACCUUGAACUAAUGACUAAGGAGAAAUCUGGACCACUGGUAGAAAGGACAUUACUACAUGGGCUAGGAAACACUUUGGAAAACCACUGUCGGUAACAGUUUGUCGCCACAUCUACAAAUGCAAGUUCAGACUCUACCAAGCAGAGUGAGAGCCAGAUAUCAACAACGCUGACUUCUCUGCAUCUGAGCUCAUCUGAGAUGGACUGACACAAAGUGGAAAAGUGUGCUGUGGUCUGACGAGUCCAUCAUGGACGUCAUGUCCUCUGAGCUUUAGAGGAAACGGACCGUCCAGAUUGUUACCAGCUCAAAGCUCAAAGCCAGCAUCUGUGAUGGUAUGGAGAUGUGAAGUUUACCCAUGGCAUCAUGGGCAAACUUCACAUCUGUGAAGGCUCCAUGAAUGCUGAAGGUACAUGUUUUGGAGCAACAUAUGCUGCCAUCCAGAUGACGUCCCUGCUUAUUCCAGCAAGACAAUGAUACACAUUCUGCACGUGUUACAACAGCGUGGCUUCGUUGUAAAAGAGUGCAGGUACUAGACUGACCCGGGAAACCCCGGACUGUUUCGCAACUUCAGUCGUAUAUCAAGCAAGAAUGGGGAAAAAAAAUAACUUUAAAAACUUAAACAGCUAAUGUCCUCACUUCCCAAACACUUACUGAGUGUUGUGAAAAGGAUAGGUGAUGUCACACAGCGGUAAACAUGCACCUGACCCAACUCUUUUGGAACGUGUUGCAGGCAUCAAAUUCAGAAUGAGUGUAUAUUACAAAAAACAAAGUUUGGUACAGGUCAAAAAGGAUUCGCGAUUCAUUGCAUUCUGUUUAUCAGCAUUACGCAGCGCCGCAACUUGUUUUGGAUUUGGGGUUGUGUUACCUCAGUAAACAUUUUUCUAAUGAGUUUAUGGUCUCAGUCGCUGGUUUCAAGUCCAUUUAGAGUAAAAUAGACAAUAAAGCAGGGUGUGCUUUGGGGCGUGGCUACCUUGUGAUUGACAGUUGCGAAUUGUAGCAAUGCAUAUCCUCCACAGCUCCGCCCUCUUGUCCAAAUAUAGUCACUUCUGGCUCCAAAAAACAAGAUCACGACUGCCAAAAUGCUGAACUCGAGGCUUCAGAACGGAAGUCGACAACCCAGUGGGUGACAGCACAGUGGCUGUGUCCACUUCUUUUAUACAGUUUUUGUACUAUACUCAAUACACUAUACUCUAAUGGAAUAAUUGUUGGUUGCAGCCUUAUUUUCAAGUGUACGCCAUCCUUUAGAAAUGGAAAACUAGAAUUGUCUUCUUUGGCAUUAAAAGACGUUGCAAAAAUGGCAUUUAAAUCCUUGAUUUGCCCUCAAACUUCAGUCAAAAGAUCUGGUGCUAAUAUUUUGGAAUGGCAACGGCCAGUUUUUAGGUUUUGCCAGUGUUGUUACAGUUACGUCUUCACAUGGAAAACUGCUCGUAUUUUAUCAUGUAUGAUCGUGAAACACUCACACUGAGGUGGUUUUUCAUGGUCUGGAUAUAAAUUGAAAAGAGGCAAAGGCAACUUCACCCCUACACGUGUUUUUAUGUAUGUGUAUAUAUAGUUAUCCUGUGUUUGACCUGGGCUGAACAUUAUGACGUGCUUCAGUGGAUUUAAUGAACCCUCCGUUUUAACAGAGUAUUGACAAACGAUCUUCACGUGUUACAGAACGAGAACUGCCAGUUGGGAGAGGAUGUUUCCUCUGAAAAGCCCUCUUUCUUGAAUUAUGUGACUUUAAAUCACCCGGAGUGAGCUGCCUUUUUUAUUAUACGAUCACAUGUUUCAAGAAAUUCAAGUUACUGAAAUGUCCUGACUCUUUAUCAAACUAGCAACCUUGGAGAGACGUUAGCGGUGGUUAUGAGAGGCGUGCGGCGUUUACAAAGGGUUUGUAAGGCUGCGUUCACACUGCAAGCGUGCUGUUGUGUUUUGUACAUCAGGCCCUGGUGGUGCUGUGUUACAGGGUUUUUUGUACAGUGAUCAGACCAAACAUGUAUUUUCAUUGCUUUGUUUGAUGGGUUUACUAAAUACAAAAAUUCAACAUAUGUAUGAUUUAGGGUUAUAUGACCAGUGGGGCUUCAGUACAGUUUUUAAUUAGCCUUGAUAAUAAACAGCCCCUUUCAUGGCACUAUCCUGGCUGGAAAUGCAGCGGUGUCUUGGUUUAAAACAACCGAUUGUCUUGGCACUAUCCCAGCAGAGACGGGUCGUGAAAAAACACACAUGUUUGUUGGCCUCAAAGCUGCUGGAAGACGCAGCAAUGACUCACUAAAAACCAACCGUUUUGGUUGUUUGUUGGUCUUGAACAGUGGUCUGCAGCUUGGCAGGCGUCUUGCCAAGGCAUCAUGCCGUCUACCAUCCCGUCCACCCCGUAGUAACAAGGUCUGCUCAUAGACUACAUCAUUUAUUACUUCACUAAAUUUAGGCGGGGAAAAAAGUGGAUCGGUGUCGGUUAUCAACCAAAAAGUUGUUCAGCAUAUUGGAUAUCUGCAAAAAAUCCAAUGUCGUGCACCCCUAGUUUGCAGAAUCCUGCAGUGCCACCAUUUUCUUCUAGUGUCUGGACCGACUUAUUUGCUUUCUUGCUGAGAGUUAGAUAAGAAGAUUGAUACCACAGAAGCUACAACCAGCAGCCAGUUAGCUUAGCUUAGCAUAAAGACUGGAAACGGGAGGUUAGACCCCAUAAGACUCUGUACGGAUUAAACAAAUAAGAUAUAACAUGUUAAUUAAUGAGCUUUAGAUGGGUUUUGUCACCUUUGGACAAAGCUAGGCUAGUUUCCAGUCUUUGUGCUAAGCUAAGCUAACCAUUCCCCUGGCUCUAGCUGUGGUAUGCAUCUUCUCAUCUAACCCUUGGCAAAAAAGUAAAGAGGUGUGUUUCUUAAAAUUACGAAUUAUAGAUUGAAGUUCUCCCCGAUUUCCUAUUCAGCUCAAGCUCAGCGAUAACAAGUUGGAAAACGACAAAAAAAACAAUGGAUGCUACCAUUCUAACAGUUUCCUUUCAUCCUUCAAACAAAAGCAAUAGAGAACUGAGAGGCUUUGUUUGGCUCAACUUCUUCGUCCAUUAGCACCUUUCAGAGAACCAAAAUCACAUUGGCAGUGAUGCCAGGAAGUGCAGAUCCCUUAUCUUUUACUUUGUUAAUCUGAGACUACCAGUGACGUAGUUUAUCAUCUGUUUCCAAGUGAUUUUGUUUCGUUAGCUCAGGGUGUGAACGCAUGUUUUCAAACCCCAUCAUGGCGACAAAGCAGCCGCCCUCCAAGCUAAAAGAUGCCUUAUUUCUGUUGGUGUUUGUAGUGUUUGACUGCAGGAGGGGGUGCAAAAUUUUCCUGAAUGUUUCUCGUAGCCACUGGUAACCGCUCUCCAACACCUCUCGACGGGCAGGUAUCACUUAACGCCCUGACACACCAAGCUGACAGUCGGACGUCGUCAAAGUUGGGCUGUUGGUGAGCGUCUGCCACGCUUGUCACGCACCGUUGGCCCUCAUGGGCGCUAGUUGGCCUUUUAUCCGCUGAUUCAGCAUGUCGGAUCGGCGUGGUGAAAGUAGAGCCAGCCGGCAAAUGAAAUUACUCUGAUUGGCAGAGUGGCAAGUGACAAAUGUAAACAAAAAGCUAAAGUCAAACGGGAGUGAGGUCAAAAUGUACUUGUUACAGAAGGUAAGAUUAUUUUUGUUAAGCCAUUGAGUUCUUUGGCAGGAACAUUUCAUGAUGGUUUGUCAUUGUUCACUGGCGCACGGUAAAUAUUCUUCGUUCUUUCAACCCUUGAUAAUGUUAUUAACGUGCUAACUGGCUAACUAGCGUCAAGACGUUCUUCCGGUUUCCCUUUUUGAAUGACGAUUACAGAAGGCUGCCAUCUUCUGGUAUGGAGGGGCAUGUCCUCUCACAUAGGUGCAAAACACGUGCUUGUUGGCCGUCAGUUUGGUGUGUCCAUGUGCAACUUUUUUUUGCUGAGACAGCGACAUGAGAUGACGUAGCAGGGGGCUCUUGUCGCCCGCGGUCGGUUUGGUGUGUCUGGGCAUUUACAGUGCGUCCUCGCCCAGGUUUGGUUUCCGUUAGCUGUACAUAGGAAGGUCCGUAUUUUAUAUCUCGAUGAUGUGCAAUUCUCAUGAAGGGAAAGUUACUGAAACUUUUUAUGUUUGUUUUCUAUGGCGAUCUGGGUAAAACAAAGGUUUGAAAUGUUUUUGUGAGGUGCACGAGGUCAAGUCUUAAUUUCUCUUUGAAUUUAACAUCAAAAUGUGCUUCUCUUGCCUUUUCUGUAAAAUGUUAGUAAUUUACAGUCCCACAGUCACUCUUAAAUCAAGCACACCUCACCUUUGUCCAACACCCUAAAAACAUUUCAAACUGUUUUUUGUCCAGGUGUGUGUUAACUAUCAGGGUACUGGCUUGCUUGUUUGACUCUGUUGAAAAAUGCAGUUGAUCUGUUUUUUUGUUUGUUUCUUUUGUAUCAGUGUUGCUCAACAGGGUGCGCUUGUUUUGGCUCAUCCACUUUGGCGCCUCCGUACCACUGGUUCCAUCAUUUAAAAUCCCACUCACACUUGCCAGCUGUCGGAGGAAACAAAACAAGCGCACCCUAUUUUUGCUGUUUUACUUGACAGCGGGAAGGAAUGUGUGUACAAACAAAGAGGGCCUGAAAUUAACACUCAGCCACCAGCCAAACAUUUAUCAGUCAGAUCAGCUGGCCUGCUUGGCAAUUCAAAAACCUGGAACUUUAUUGACUUCUAUGGCAGAACAACAGACAGUGCAUCAAUGCUUUCCCCUUGACCUACAGUGGCUUGUAAUUGUUGCAAAGCCGUUUUAUCAUAAUUUUGAAAAGCUGUUUGCUAAUCAAACAAACAUCAACCAAAGACGUAAAAUACAACCUUCUGAAAUACUGUUUUAAAUUUUAAACCAGUAAAACGUAGAGAAAGUUUAUCUCAGGUCAGUAAAGGAUUGUUUUGCCUGGACUUAGCCUUCAGCUGGUAAAACUCUAUUUGUUGGCUGGUUGGCCCAAAAAAAGUUAGUUUCACGCCCUGCGAACAAAACCAACAAAGAGUUUAAUAUCAUGUGGCUUCAUGAUGAACAAGUUUACAACCGACUGAUGUUUUAUUUAUUGUUACUAUCUUGAAAACCGUGACCUGUGUAUUAUUCCUAAUGACAUGCUGCUCUGCUGGUUCAACUGGAAGUAAAACAGAUGUCUUUUAAA